CCCUCAUCAUUUCCUGCCUUCAAGUUCUUAAUUUAUUAGCAACUGCUGAAGAAGUCUUUAUACAAAGACUUGCAAUAGGUUUUCCUACAUUGCUUGCAGUUUUACGAUAUGUAACUGAGAUACCUCUUCAUCCAGUUCAAAAUCAUGCUCUAAAACUUGUUUGGACUUGUAUCACAAAUUGCCCAGGAAUCAUGUCAAUUUCUCAAGUAGAGGAAAUAGCCAUGAUUUUGACAGGAAUUUUCAGAAGACCUGACAUGGGAGAGCUGGCCAUGGUUUCUGAAACCUUUACCUUGGCCUGCUCAACAUUUGUGGAGAUCCUAAGAUCACCAUCUGCCUGCAAUAUACAGCAAUUGGCUUUAUUGUUUCAAGAGGCAUCUAGAAAUGCAGUAAUUGCAUCUCUUUCAUCUCAUGAAGAUCCAGAUAAACUUCUGUACUCCCUCUACCUUCUAAAAGAAGUAUACACAUGUGGUGUUGAGGGAUAUUCCCAUGCAAGUUGUGCCAGAAAGGAGUUGGAGGAAAAUAUUAUUGAAACUUGUUUAACAUAUUUGUUACCUUGGCUUGGAAGAGUCAUCGAUGGAGGGCAAGAUGAGGAAAUUGUACUGGGUAUUAUCGAAACUUUUCAUAUAGUUUUACUUGUGGGUUCGGAUAUUCAAGCACGACACUUUGCUGAGUCUCUGGUUUCAUCGUCUUGGUUCAGUUUGUCAUUUGGAUGCUUGGGAUUGUUUCCAACUGACCAGAUGAAAACAAGAAUAUACCUGAUGCUAAGUUCAGUUAUCGACAGACUUUUAGGCUCUGACUUUGGAGAAUCCAUCAGAGAUUGCUACCCCAAUCUUCCAUCUGAUCCUCUAGAGCUGAUAUAUUUACUGGGUCAAAGCUACUUAGAUGAUCCACUUAUGGCUUCCUGUCAAUGUGCUGUUCUUAUGAUGCUAUAUGUUAACUCAUUGUAUGGUGAAAGGUUUACUGAUGGGAACCAAGUAUUGGCUUCUUUAGAGCAAUAUAUCCUUGUCAAUGUCAGCAGCAACUCAUCAUGUGAAAUUGCUAAUUCCAUGAUGCUUUCUCAAUUGGUGCAUCUUUACGCUCUUGUUAGAAGUGAUCCCUUUAGCUGUCAAUCACUGUGCAGCACGGAAGCUGAAAAAUCUGUGUUCUGUUUAAUAGCUGAAAUGGAGUUGGAUUUGUUCUCUAUAGGUCUUCAUCCAAGAGCAGUAAAGUGGUUUUUCCAACAGGAAGAAAUCAUGAAACCCCUUUCUUACUUGGUACUGAACUUCUGUAGAUCAUACAGCACAAACAAGGCUCAAAUUUGUACACAAUCAAACUGUAUCAAACUGCUAGAUAUCCAGAUGAUAGCAGACCUCAUAGUUUCUGGAGAUAACUUUGUCACAGAAUUGCUGGUUUCAUUACUGAAAGAGUUAGAAGAAGGCAGAGAAGAUGAUAUCUCACAUUUGGUUAAUGCCAUGACGGACAUCCUGAAUAUUUUUCCUGGAGCAUCUGAUGAGUUCAGCUUACAUGGCAUUGCUGAAGCACUUAAUAGGGUCUUUUACUUGACACAUGAUGCACUGAUCAUCAAGACCUGCUCCCUUUUCAUUUUCAAUGUUCUUUCUUUGGCAAAUCAUGAAACUCUUUCUCAAGAUAAAAAUUGGCUUGGAAUCCUACUGAAGCUGCUUGAGCAUUUAAGACCUAAAUUAGUUCACUACUCAUUUGGCCAAGAAGAACACUUGAUACUUGCUAUUUUUAGCCUCAUCCUUCACUAUUCCACCAGACAAGUACUUCAAGAAGCAUCAAAGGCUAUUCUACUGGAUAAGUCUUUAGCUUCUGCUGUAGAGAAAGUUGUACAGACAGCAUGCGAAAAGGGUCCAGCAUUAAAUGCUUAUGAUGAAGAGACACCUAUAGGAGAGACAUUAAUUUUUCUCCUUUUACUAUAUGUGUUCUCUUUAAGAAGGAAACUAUGGAUUGGCAAGAUUUCUUUCAAUUAG
Messenger RNA from Musa acuminata AAA Group (dessert banana), 1970 nucleotides. RefSeq names its product protein PUTATIVE RECOMBINATION INITIATION DEFECT 1-like. The transcript has 4 exons. Gene Ontology annotation, biological process: meiotic DNA double-strand break formation. The coding region runs from base 192 to 1970 and encodes 592 amino acids. NCBI's taxonomy places the organism in Eukaryota, Viridiplantae, Streptophyta, Magnoliopsida, Zingiberales, Musaceae. The record is from RefSeq and is a predicted model, not a curated record.